CCGCGUCACUGCUGACGAGGACCCACCCCGAUCUGACGGCUGGGAUUGCCCGGUGGCCGGUCAAGGGCAGUCAAAGAGGGCUGCGCCCGGUCACCCCGCGGCGGGCGCCGUGAAUCUACACACCAAGACACAAACGCAAGAGUAGGAGCAGGAGGAGAGAAAAAUAAUAGCAGCAGCAGCAGCAAGAUUGGUGCAGAAGAUUAUAGCUUCAGAGCAUGUAGUAGCUCCGAUGAAUGGAGGAAGCUGAUGAAAACAAUAAAGAAAAAAGGAGAAGAAAUCUUGUGCAGGCCCCGGGGGGGGGGGGGGGGGGGCUGCGGCGCCGAGCCGGUUCAAGCUAAAAAUAAUUGAAGAGCUUUAUUAGUAAUUGCCAGUUAUGUGCCUUGCCAUUAUGCGAGAUUCUUCAAGGUGAUGACAGAUGCCAACUCAUCAUUCUCUGGAGGUGCCCAGUUGCAGCCAACUACUAUCAUGAAUACUGAUUCAUUCAUGCGUGUUCCUGCCUCCCCAAUAUCAUUUUCAUCAAAUAACAUCUCUGGCUCUUCAGUCAUUGAUGGUUCCAUCAUGCAGCAAAGUCCACCCCAAGAGCAGGUGCAAAAGCAGAUGUCUUCUAGUAUUACAUCACGACCUGUGAUUGAGGCUGGUAGUGCAUUGCAUGCUCAGAAGAAAUCAAGGAUUGAUGUUAGGCAAGAUGAUAUACUGCAACAUCAGCUCAUUCAGCAGCUGCUCCAUGGUCAGAGUUCUCUUCAUCUUCAGGGGCAACAGAACCCACAGCUUCAAGGUUUGAUCCAGCAGGAUAAACUGGCACAGAUUCAGCAACAACAGCAGCAGCAGUUGUUGCAACCAUUCGCUCAGAUACAACAAUCUCAAAUUGGCAUCCCUCGUCAGCCUCAGCUCAGGCCACCACUAGCACAACCCAGAAUGCAGCUAGCUGGACCUAUUAGGUCUCCUGUCGAGAGUGGGCUUUGUUCUCGCAGGCUAAUGCAGUAUUUGUAUCACAAGCGUCAUCGUCCAGAGAAUAAUCCCAUAACAUACUGGAAGAAGCUUGUUGAGGAAUAUUUUGCACCACGGGCCAGAGAAAGAUGGUGUGUGUCUUCUUAUGAAAAAAGAGGGAAUUCUUCAGUUUCUACUCCACAAACAGCUCUGGAUACAUGGCGUUGUGACAUUUGCAGUACUCAUGGGGGGAAAGGAUACGAGGCUACCUAUGAAGUGCUUCCUAGACUCUGUCAAAUUAGAUUUGACCACGGUGUUAUAGAUGAAUACCUAUUCCUCGACAUGCCCAAUGAAUUCUGGUUACCUAGUGGACUAAUGCUGCUGGAGCAUACGAAAGUUGUUCAAAAGAGUGUUUACGAACAUCUACAUGUUACACACGAGGGACACUUGAGAAUCAUAUUCACACCAGAGUUAAAGAUCAUGUCCUGGGAGUUCUGUUCACGAAGACAUGAUGAGUAUAUCACUCGCAGGAUUCUAGCACCACAGGUGAAUAAUCUUCUGCAAGUUGCUCAUAAAUACCAAGCUGUUACCACUGAAAGUGGUCCUGCUGGGGUGUCAAACAAUGAUGCACAAACCAUUUGCAACAUGUUUGUGACUGCAUCGCGGCAACUAGCAAAAAAUCUGGAGCACCACACCUUAAAUGAACAUGGACUUUCUAAACGUUAUGUUCGCUGCCUGCAGAUAUCGGAGGUGGUGAAUCACAUGAAGGACUUGAUUGAGUUCACCAACAAGAAUAAUCUUGGUCCUAUAGAGGGCCUGAACAAGUAUGGCAAACCAACUGUACCAAAGCUUCCUGUACAGAAUCCGCAUGAUGCAAAACAACUCAUGGCUGCUGCUGUUCUUCCCAAUGACCAGAGCACCACCAAAGUCAUGGGGGUCAAACAAGAAAUAAGUGCCCAUGUGGACAACGGAACUCCUGGUGUUGGAGUAGUUGGUAAUAAUACUCCACAGAAUGCUGCAGCUCUAAACAAUUACCAGAAUAUGCUCAGAAGCUCCAGUGCAAAUCAGAGUCUACUUCGGCAGGAAGCGUCCAGUGCCUUCAAAGGUCCUGCAGCAAUGCACAAUGGCAUACAGUUGGAAGCAUCUAGAUCCUUCCAUGGACCUAGCCAAGUGCAACUUGCGCAGUUCCAACGUACUGUGUCAUUUCAGCAUCCAAUGCCCCAGCAGAACUAUCACCAGGGCUUGAGUGUGAGCCCACAAUACCAGCAGCAUGUGAUUCACCAGCUGCUGCAAGAAGUUAAGAACACUAACAGCCGAGCUUUGGUGCGGCAACCACCUCGAGAUACCCCCAAUGUAAACAGUGGUCUCGCAUCAGGUGCUGCUAACACCAACAGUGCUGCUUCUGGAGAGCAGGCACGGCGAGUCAACAACGGCAUGGUAAAGGGUGCAGCUGCAGUCGGAACCGGGCCUAGCAAUGUUAUCAACAGUACAGCCAGCAUCGUCCCCAGCAGAAGCAACAGUUUCAAGUCGGUUAGCAGCAUUCCAGCCGCUGCUACUGGAGGCAAUGCCGCAACCUCUAAAGCCGAGUCCUUCCACGAAAUGGAUGAGCUCGACCCUCUCAUUACUAACGAACUGGUGGAAAGCGGGCUGUUCAUGGGGGACCAGGACGGUACCGGAUUCUCGUGGAACAUGUGAAAGACAGUGUAGAAACGUAACACUGCUCUGUGAGUUAACUGUAAGUGUGAAGCAACAGCCUGCUUGGCUGCUACUGUGGAAACUGGAGAGUGGCGAUGGAAAGUUGCCCUAGAUUCUAGUUUCUCUUUAUUUUCCUUCUCCUUUCUGGAGGUUUUUUUUUUGUAGUAUUGCCAUUUCGGACAGUUUCUAAUGAUCAUGCACUGAUGUAACUUCAGAUGUGUGAGAUAGUGAGUUGGAUUUUGCUUGCAAAUUGGAGAGAAGUGCGUCACAGAGUUAUCAGAAUGUCUUGCUGUGAUUGUCA
Messenger RNA from Phragmites australis (common reed), 2923 nucleotides. RefSeq names its product probable transcriptional regulator SLK2. NCBI's taxonomy places the organism in Eukaryota, Viridiplantae, Streptophyta, Magnoliopsida, Poales, Poaceae. Gene Ontology annotation, biological process: positive regulation of transcription by RNA polymerase II; negative regulation of transcription by RNA polymerase II. The transcript has 11 exons. Bases 409 to 2622 code for a protein of 737 amino acids. The record is from RefSeq and is a predicted model, not a curated record. Gene Ontology annotation, cellular component: nucleus; transcription regulator complex.